AUGAUGUCGGACGAGGAGAUUCUGCUGGGCGAAAUCCCGCCGAUCUCUAGUACGCCUUGCGCCGCCGACAUCAUUGAAUGUCAGGUUCGCAUAGACCCCAGCACGGCGAACCUUUUCUCGAUCUUCCGAUAUGCAAACGCGCCGCUGAUCUGCGCAGGGCUGGUAUCGGCAAGCUGCGCAGUGGUCGCCGGGGCUGCAAUGCCCUUGGUCACGAUUGUUUUCGGGGCUUUGGCAAGUGAAUUCAUCAAUGGGGAUGAGAAAACACCACAGGAUAUUCGCGACCGGGUUCAGCAUCUCACCCUGCUCCUGGUGUACAUCGCGAUCGGGUCCUUCGUCUCCACUAUGAUCAGCACAUGGGGGCUCAAUGCAGUCGGGGAACAGAUUGCACGUCGUCUCCAGCAAAGGUACCUCUCUUCAGUGCUGCAGCAGAACAUGGCGUACUUCGAUGUCGUCGGCACAGGAGAGCUCACGUCCCGCAUCGACCAGGACAUGAAGUUAAUUCAGACGGGCAUCUCGCAGAAGGUGGGCAACAUUAUCUCCGGAGUAUCGGGUUUUGUUGUUGCCAUCAUCUGCGCCUUUAUCCAGAACCGACGCUUCGCAUCGAUAAUGAUAUCGCAGCCGAUUGCCAUGAUUCUCCUGGUGGGACUAAUGGGGUCUUGGCUAAGCGGGACACAGCAAAGAGGCUUGCCCCAUUCCGUGAAACUGGACAAUUUGGCCCAAGAAGUCCUCAAUGCUAUGAGGAGCGUUAUUGCCUACCGAAGCCAAGAACGGUAUGCGAGAAAGUAUCACGAUAUGUUGUUGCAGCCGGCUGCUCUGGAUUUUCGGGAGCGUUUAAUCUUUGGCGUGAUAGUGGCAGGCUCCUUUACGAUCUUGCACUGGGCUAACGGGUUGGGUUUUUGGCAGGCGGAUCGCCUCUUCCGCCAGGGACUCUGUACGGUUUCAGAGGCCUUGUCCAUCCUCUAUGCAACAGUCGUCGCAGGCGGGAUGCUGUGUCAAGCGUUGCCGUAUGUCGUCGAUGUGACCCGGGCCAGCAAAUCAACUAACCGGGUCAUUUCGGUUAUUGAGCGUGUUUCGCCAAUUAAUCCCAUGGCAGUUACGGGACGUAUAUACGGUCCUGUUCGGGGAGAGAUCUGGUUCGACAAUGUAGGGUUUGCUUAUCCUUCGCGACCGGAACAAACUGUUCUCAGAGAGAUUAGUUUUCAUGUUCCUGCUGGCCACACUGUCGCCUUGGUGGGACCAUCGGGAUCUGGUAAGUCGACAGUCUUCGCUCUUUUGGCACGUUUAUACUCUCCCAUCGGCGGGGAGAUUGUGCUGGAUAAUGACCCCAUUGAUGCGAUGAAUGUCUCGUGGCUGAGGUCUCAGAUUGGGUACGUCAGCCAGGAUGUCACCUUGUUCCAUGCAUCGAUUCUUGAGAAUAUUGCUCAUGGGCUGCCCAAACCUACCACCGAGACACUGAAUCCAUCUGUAAUUCGAGAACUAGUAAUCCAGGCUGCCAAGACCGCGCACAUCCAUUCAUUCAUCAACAGUCUCCCCGACGGCUACGAUACCAUCAUAGGGGUUAAUGGGUCAGGUCUCUCUGGUGGACAGAGGCAACGGCUCGCAAUUGCCCGUGCCAUUAUAUCGCAGCCAUCGAUCCUACUACUGGAUGAGGCUACUGCUGCCUUGGAUAGUCAAAGCGAAAAGGAAAUUCAGGAGGCUCUGAGCAGCGCUGCCUACGGACGAACCACCAUGAUAAUAGCCCAUCGGCUAUCGACAGUCCAAGAUGCCGAUAUGAUAAUUGUCAUGAAAGACGGCCAGAUCUUAAAUCAAGGCACCCACUGGGAGUUAAUGAGCACGUCUGUGGUGUACCGAGAAUUAGUGGAGCACCAGGCACUCCGACAGAGCAACGAAUCUCAAGAGUCGUUGUCUUCUGCAAAUUAUCUCAAAAUUAAGCCGAGGGAUAUAUCAGUCGACGAUGCCCCGAAGAAAGCUGAGGAUGAUCCAUGGUCGAGCUCAUCACCGAAAGGCAGCAUCAACCAAGUUUGGCACUUAAAUAAGCCUGAGCUGCCUUACGUUGUUACGGGUAUCAUUUUCAGCGGGCUGGCUGGAAUGACAUACCCCAUUCAAGCGGUCUUCUUCGGCAAUGGGAUCAUAUCAAUCAUUAGCCCUGGUGCAAGUACCGGAGGGCACGAUGUUUACUUCUGGGCCCGGUUGUACCUCUACCAUGGUGCUGUUGUGUUCUUAUUGUACAGUAUCCGAAACUAUUGCUUUGCGGUGUCCGCAUCCCAGUUGCACCUCCGAGCGCGGUCGUAUUUAUUCAAGGCACUGCUGCUCAAGAACCUUAUCUUUUUCGAGAACAAGGGUCAUUCUACUGGAAGCAUGGUAAGCUUCCUCUCGUCAGGCACUCCGAAGAUAACCGGUGUAUCAGGAACGUCGCUCGGACUGGUAACCGAAAGCAUCGUAAUGCUUGCGACCGGGAUCAUAGUUGGAUGUAUCUUUGGAUGGAAGCUCGGGGUCGCAGCAAUGGCUACAGUCCCAUUGAUAGCCAUGUCCAGCUUCCUGCAAUACUAUAUCGAGGCACAGGUACAGAAGCACGUGAAGCGCGACACAAACGCCGUGACCAUUGCGCAUGAAGCAUUCUCAGCUAUCAAAACAGUGACCAUACUCGGUUUGCAAACCACCGUUAUAGAAUCAUUCCAAAGAGCAAGCCACCGAGACAGGCAACACUGGUACUGGGUCAUAUCUGCUGGCCUGCAUGCGUGUACCACGUCACUUCGGAUACUGAGUAUUGCUUUCGUAUUCUGGUAUGGCGGUACCCGUCUCAUCGCGUCGGGCGAAUAUACCAUCCAACAAUUUUUCAUAUGUUUCGCGGCCACGGUUUGGGGGUCCCAGUCUGCCGCUACUCUCUUUGCUCAUGCACCAGACAUUGCAGGUGCUCAUGCUGCUGCUUCUCGACUGACGGAGUUAAUGCGACCCGAUGGUUCUCCAGGAACCUUCCCAGACAAUGACCCAAAGCAGGGCUAUACCACUGUCCUUGUGCCGAAUACCACGGAGGAUUUGGUGCUACAGCACAUCAACUUCAGAUACCCAAAUCGACAAUCCCAACUAACACUGGAGGAUAUCACAUUCAGCGCCCGAGCUGGUAGCUUUAUUGCUCUUGUCGGAGCCACUGGCAGUGGCAAAAGCUCUGUGGUUAGUCUGAUAGAGCGGUUCUACACUGCUGAAUCCGGCCGGAUAACGCUGCGGCAAGCUCCUAUUGAACGCUAUGAUCUCAACAACUACAGAGGGUACUUGGCACUGGUCGACCAGAAUCCAUGUCUGGUUGGUGAAGAUCUGCGCGAGUGUUUGCAGAGUGACGAGCGAGUCGUUUCAGACGAGGAGAUCAUGGCCGCUCUGAAGGAUGUGGGACUCGCUGAUUUCGUGCUAUCCCUCCCCCAAGGGUUGAGCAGCCCAGUCAUGGCCAACGGAUCGACUCUGUCCGGAGGCCAACGCCAGCGCAUGGCCAUCGCCAAGGCCCUUCUAUGGGGACCGAAGAUUUUCUUGCUUGAUGAGGCAACCUCUGCGCUGGAUAGCGCCUCGGAAGCACUAGUCCAGGAGGCACUCCAGCGGGCAAUGCAAGGCCGGACCGUCAUCUCAAUUGCCCAUCGACUCAAGACGAUUGUUGAUGCCGAUGAGAUUUUAGUCUUGGACCACGGACGCAUUAUUGAGAGGGGCCGCCAUGACGAGUUGAUGAAGCUCGGAGGGAAAUAUUGGCAAAUGGCUAAGUUGCAGCAGUUGGAUGGGGAUGUUGGGAGGCAGUAUUCCGAGUGCAAGAAGGACGUACUAUCUCACAAUCGUCGUGUUCCACUAUCUCGUUGCCUUCACUCUUAUUGGUGGAAGAAACACGGCCAUGGCCAAGAUCCCAGCUCUCUUACGCUCAUGUGCACUGAGCACCGGGAGCUCCUCCUCGAAGGUGUCGGUGUCUAUUCACAUCGCCGGCGCGAGGAUAGUCGCCCAACCGUAUUCACGACGUUAGAUAAGAUCGAAGGAGUGGUGACUAUCACAGUGGCAGAAAAAACCGCCUUCGAGGAUAUUCAGAUCACAUUGGAAGGGAUAUCGAGAAUAGUGACCUGGGGAGGCAUUAAUGGGCCGCCACUUAUCGGUGGUCGUCAUACGUUUAUGAGACUCCAUAAUCCGAUUGAGAAGGGUUCAUAUCAACCAGCAUCGAUUCUAGAGCCGGGUUGGUGCUACAAGUUCCCGUUUACAUUCAUUGUGCCGGAAAGUUUGCCGCUCACGGCAUGCGAUCACGACGCGGAUGAUACAGGCAUCAAAAAUGCUCACACCAAAUUGCCGCCCUCAAUGUGCAAAGAGAGCGACACAGAAUGCUUUUCUAUAAAAUACAACAUCCGAGUGAACAUCCCGAGGCCAUUCUGCGGUAAAGCCAACCCGAAAAAGUGCUUAGCCAACGUUGUUCGACCGGUCAAGAUACGUCCCUCUGGUACAUUGGGUAGCUCUAGCGACAUUGCCAUCAAUGCGCUCACAUCUCGAAAAGUGCUCCGAAUUAGACGUGGCUGGAGAGGGAAAUGUGCUGGCCACUUGACUAUCUUAACUUCACCUGCUGAGCCCAUACGCCCUUCUUUCCGUCGAAUUGAUGCCGCCGGCCAGGUCAACACCUCGAUAGAAUUAGCCCUUAGAUUCACCGCAGUUGGGACAGAACCUCCCCCUCGCCUGCGAAAAGUUUAUCCCAAGUUGAACUCGGUAACAUCCUUCCACGCAGGGCCGCAGGAACAGUAUCCGUCAUUCACGAAGGACCAAAACUAUGAUUUAGCCCGAGGGGACCACAUCCAACCUCUGACGCUUCCAACAGUUGAUAUUGCAUCAACGCAAUGGACCAAAAUACAAUCAUCCAGUACCGGCAUUUCGUCUUCCCUGCUGAGUUAUCAGCCUACCUCCAAGAAUGAAGAAACAUCAUAUAAGGCAUCGAUCGUUGUCCCAGUUUCCGUUCCAAAGCACGACGAUCUUGUGCCAACUUUUCAAUCUUGCUUCAUCUCCCGCAUUUAUAUCUUGGAGCUUCUUCUAUCUUAUUCCACGGAAAAGGUCGCUGGAGGCCGCGCUGCCAAAGUUGAGGUUCCUGUUGAGAUAAUCUUGUGA
Molecule: messenger RNA, 5109 nt
Organism: Aspergillus bombycis
Lineage: Eukaryota; Fungi; Ascomycota; Eurotiomycetes; Eurotiales; Aspergillaceae
Product: ATP-binding cassette transporter
Exons: 7
Coding region: 1-5109 (1702 amino acids)
Biological process (GO): transmembrane transport
Cellular component (GO): membrane
Molecular function (GO): ATP hydrolysis activity; ABC-type transporter activity; ATP binding
Source: RefSeq, a predicted model, not a curated record